AUGCAAACCGAUAUUUCUGAGCCCGUUAUUGACGAGCCCGAUAUGAAGAGAGUGCUGUUGGUUGGAAAAGCGGUGCAGUCGCCGUAUUCACCAGAGAGGGCGCUGUUUCAGCAGUCUCCCAGCAUCCACCGCGCAGUCACCCAGCAUCCACCGCGCAGCCUCCCAGCAUCCACCGCGCAGCCUCCCGGAGCGGAGGGAUAA
Messenger RNA from Knipowitschia caucasica, 201 nucleotides. The record is from the annotation of a GenBank genome assembly. NCBI's taxonomy places the organism in Eukaryota, Metazoa, Chordata, Actinopteri, Gobiiformes, Gobiidae.